GCCACGCAAAUUACCGUUGAAAUCGCCACCAAUAUGCCGUGCUGUUUCGGAGAAUACUACAAACAAAUCUACACUCUGCAAGCCUACGCUAAAUAUGGUCUCGAAGCCAAUGAGGUCCUGGUAUGUUAUGGGGAGGGUCGAACUGAUUUGGAGGACACCCUAGAAGCACUUUCUAAUAUCAAUGAUUUUAUGAAGGUGCCUAUUGACAUUAAGGAUGAAAGUGUUGUAUGUUGCGGCGAUGCACUCAGUGAACCUAGCUGGAAACUAAAGCAGAACAUCGAGAUCCAACUUGACCAUUGUAGAAUCCACAAUUGGCUUAGAAGGUGUAAAGAAGAAAAGAUUCACUUCUGCCAGAAUAUACACUACCCAGCGAUCGAAAUCAUUGGGGCCGAAGUACCAUACAAACAGCAGGUUAAAGCAUGCAUUGACAUUCUAAUUCUAUUUCAUAAUAUCUCCGCCAAGACCCUUCGUAUUUCUAAUGUUCGCAGUAACAAUCAAACCACCUCGAGGUUUAGUAUGGCUACUCUAAAGUCUAAUGCGGCCAAAUACACUAAGUGGAACCUCAAGGUCGAAACUUUAGUGCUAGAUAAUGUCGAUGACCAGAUCAUUUACUGGAUGCUAGGUCACUACGACUUUACUGAACGCACCGAAGUGCAUAUUCUAAACGCAGGGUUCUCUAACCUUGCUAUCACUCAAGUUCUUUCUCUUCCAGUAGGCCGCCAGAUUGCAACGAUCUUGAUCAAUGACUUCCUCGGACUAAAUGAGGUUAAAUAUUUCGUCCAACGCGAACAAAUCAAAGGCUUCUCACUAUUCAAAUACGUUGCAGACAAUCCAGCGAAAGAUCUUGGCCUGAACAAACUAUCUUUACUGCUAAAUGAUAUUGAACUAGGUUUAUACAGUGCGAUUUUGCGAGAGUUUGUGGGCUAUGGCCUUCAUAUUCCGGCCAUGCCUUUCAAGAAUUACAUCAAACUUGCACCUACUAACCCCGGCCCAGCUGAUAUAGCAAACAAAAAGAGGUUGAUUCUUUACAACGCCACUCUCGAGGCCAUAAAGUCCGAUUUUGUCAUCUGCCAAGCCACGAAAGACAGCGUUCAGCUGAAUUCCAUUGCCAAUCUGCUUGUGCGUUUCAGCGAUAGGCAGACAUUAACUGAAGCGUGUGUGGCGACUAUUAUCCGAUGGGCAGCUUGUCGAUUUACAAAUCUAUCUACUUUGCGGCUGAUAAAUACUGAGAUGCCAGAGAGCGAGCAGAAUAAUAUAACCGCCCGUGACUAUUUAAUCCGUAAGCUAGAUUUACUCAAUAGCAUUACAAUCGAAUCAAUCGACCCAAACACUCCGCCAAUCGAACUACUAAGUCGUCCACUUCGCAUCAGCUCUGUAAGCAAUGCAUCUAACACGACACCCAUCUCUAUUCUCAUGUCAUCUGCCUUGGCGUCCCAACUGGCUUGUCAUCCCGAUCAGCUUGAUAGUCUUACAUCCAGCAGCCAUAGCACGGUUAUCUCAUACCAAAAGGUUAUCGAAGACCUCAAACAAUCCAAGCAAGACAACAACUUCGUUUGCCCGGCCUGCAGGGAUGUUCUUAACUUACCCGAGGCGGCAAAGGAACCAAAGCUAGUUCCCAAAGAGACGUUUGCAACAAUUUACUAUCUCACGUGUGGCCACAAGCUCUGCAAUGGCUGUGUAAAACAAGUUGACCGGAACAAAGGCUGCGUAACUUGUAGAAGAGCCGAUGCCUAUGAAGCCAUGCACCAACUUAUCAGUGCUCCGCUAUCUAAUUUUGUGUUUGUUAAGGAUAGUGUGAACACCUCCGCCGAAGAACCCGAAUGGCAUAACACCCUGAAAUGGCAUGAUGACCAAGUCUACAUGUACAUCACAUUUAGGCACACGAUCGACUUUGUUGCAGCGAUCGACAAGAUGCUAGCCUAUAACCUUCCCAGCCAAAUACAUGUUAUUUGA
Messenger RNA from Nematocida homosporus, 1953 nucleotides. RefSeq lists its product as uncharacterized. The record is from RefSeq and is a predicted model, not a curated record. The transcript has a single exon. NCBI's taxonomy places the organism in Eukaryota, Fungi, Microsporidia. The annotation marks the transcript as partial.